UAUUUCUUUUAGAAAAACUUUUUGUUAAGACUUGCACGUCAUACCUUUGCUGUUUACAUUAUUUUAUUACACAUUAAAUUGAACUAGCUAGCCCAAACGAAACUCAGUCUCUCGCUUCUUUUUUUCGAGAAAAAAAACACUUUUAACCACUGCACCAGGUCUCUAGCUUCUUAAUCUGUCUUCUCUUCAAUCUAUCUUUCUAUCUCACCCUGAUCAGCCAUGGGGGAAGAACCACUGCUUCAGAAACUCAGGAUUCAAGAAGACAUCGAAUCAGCCAAACACAAACUUGUUAACGACGACGUUGACGACGGUGAUGGUCCAGUCACUUUCAUUUUACUCUUCACAACCUUCACCGCUCUCUGCGGCACCUUCUCUUAUGGCACUGCCGCCGGCUUUACGUCACCAGCUCAAUCUGGGAUGAUGGCAGGACUAAACCUUUCUUUGGCUGAGUUCUCUUUCUUUGGAUCCAUAUUAACAAUUGGUGGACUUGUGGGAGCCGCGAUGUCCGGAAAACUCGCUGAUCUCCUUGGUCGGAGAGGCGCUUUAUGGGUUUCAAACUCGUUUUGCAUGACCGGCUGGCUUAUGAUCGCCUACUCUCAGGCGGCUUGGUCCCUUGAUAUCGGAAGACUUUUUCUCGGCGUUGCAGCUGGUUUAUCUUGUUACGUGGUACCAGUCUACAUUGUAGAAAUCUCACCCAAACAAAUCAGAGGCGCGUUUACUGCGGUUAAUGCGCUUGUGAUGUCUUCUAGCGUCUCCAUUACAUUCCUCGUUGGAUCAGCCACUUCAUGGAAAACAUUAGCUCUUAUAAGUACGGUUCCUUGUGUUUUAGAAUUCGUUGGUUUAUUCUUUAUACCGGAGUCUCCUAGGUGGCUGUCUAGAAAUGGUCGGGUAAAAGAAUCGGUAGCUGCACUCCAACGUCUGCGAGGAAACAACACUAAUAUCACGAAAGAGGCUGCAGAAAUCAAAAUAUACAUGGAAAAUCUUCAAGAAGAAUUCAAAGAAGAUUGCUUUUUCGAGCUCUUCAAACCACGAUACUCUCGUGUUAUUAGUGUGGGAAUUGGAUUGCUAGUACUGCAACAAGUCGGAGGCCUCAGUGGCUAUACAUUUUACAUGAGCUCGAUAUUUCACAAAUCAGGGUUUCCUAACAACAUAGGAGUAUCAAUAACGAGCGCGGUGCAGUUGGUGACAAGCAUUUUAGGAUUAAUAAUCGUGGAUAAAUAUGGGAGACGGUCCCUUCUAACGGUUGCGACGGUCAUGAUGUGCAUGGGGUCAUUAAUCACAGGACUAUCGUUUUUAUUUCAGAGCUAUGCUUUACUCAACAACUACACCCCAAUUUCAGCACUCAUUGGAGUGUUGGUUUUUUUCGUUUCCAUCACAGUCGGAAUAGGAGGUAUUCCAUGGGUCAUGGUCUCCGAGAUGACACCGAUAAAUGUAAAGGGAUCGGCAGGAACGCUAUGCAAUCUAACGAGCUGGUCCUGCAAUUGGUUCGUAUCCUACACAUUCAACUUUCUCUUCCAAUGGAGUACUUCUGGUAAUUUAUAUCGUUUUUCUUUCCAAUAAAUAACUAAUUCUAAUUUCACUUCUUAGCAAAAAAAAAAAAUUCUAAUU
Molecule: messenger RNA, 1608 nt
Organism: Brassica napus (rape)
Lineage: Eukaryota; Viridiplantae; Streptophyta; Magnoliopsida; Brassicales; Brassicaceae
Product: putative sugar transporter ERD6-like 13
Exons: 16
Coding region: 220-1560 (446 amino acids)
Biological process (GO): transmembrane transport; carbohydrate transport
Cellular component (GO): membrane
Molecular function (GO): sugar transmembrane transporter activity
Source: RefSeq, a predicted model, not a curated record